This is a messenger RNA of Hyla sarda, 6595 nucleotides long. RefSeq names its product RLF zinc finger (gene RLF). Bases 99 to 5201 code for a protein of 1700 amino acids. Gene Ontology annotation, molecular function: DNA binding; DNA-binding transcription factor activity, RNA polymerase II-specific. Gene Ontology annotation, biological process: regulation of transcription by RNA polymerase II. The record is from RefSeq and is a predicted model, not a curated record. Gene Ontology annotation, cellular component: nucleus. NCBI's taxonomy places the organism in Eukaryota, Metazoa, Chordata, Amphibia, Anura, Hylidae. The transcript has 8 exons.
GGUGAUGACGUCGCUCUACUGACGCCGAAUCACGUGACUAGAGAGAGUGUGUGUGCGAGCGAGAGAGUAUUGCCUACGCGCGGCAAAGGCGAGAGAAGAUGGCGGACGGGAAGGGAGAGUCCGGAGCGGGGCUUCCCAACGGGCGGACGGUGGCCCCGGCAUCUUCUCCGCUAGAGCCCGGCCGCUUGGUGGAGAUUCUGCGGGAGCUGGAGGACAGGCUGAAGGAGGAGGAGGUGUCGGUCCUCUCCUCCGCUGUUUACUGCAGACGCCUGUGCGAGGUAUUACUGCAGUGCGCUGAAGAUCAUACAGCAUCUGAAAAUCUCAUACUUUAUACAGAUGUGUAUGGAACUGCUCUGAGGAGUUUUGCAAAUGCACGGCCUUAUCUGACCACAGAGUGUGAAGAUGUUUUGCUACUUAUUGACAGACUUGUAUUGAGUUGUUUUGAAGUGAUUCUUUCUAUGACUGAAGAUGACUUUACAUGUGAUUUUGGGUUGCAAUUUAAAAAGUCAGUCUUGGAUUCGGAAGGCAUAUUAAUAGAAUUUGGACAUAGCAAUCUGCAGUUGCUUGUUGAGAACAUUAAACAUGACAGCGCAUGGCAAAAUCCAGUUCUUGUUAAAGUCCUGUCUCGGCAGACAGUGGAGCCUGAAGAAGUAUCUAAUUGGAUAUCCCAAGAAGGCCCCUGUAUUAUACAGAUGCGUGUUAAACAUUUAAUGAAGACAAACUGCAUAGAGCAAGCCAUGCUUCUAUCAAAAAUUUCCUCUGAAAUGGCUGAGACUUCAAGCAAUUUCUUUUUCCGACAGUCCUUUAUUACAUGCUUGUGUACAAUGUUGCCAAAUGAAGAAGCUUUUAAAGAGAUUUCAAAAAUGGAUGGAAAGGAUGUUUUGGAUACAAUAUGUAAUAUGGAAUCUGAAGGACAAGUUAAUGCUGCAUUUAUUCUCUGUACCACUUAUCUUACACAGCAACUACAAAAUGAAAUAACAGAUUUCUCCUGGGAACUGACUUUGUUUUGGAGUAAGCUGCAGCGAAGAAUUGAUCCGUCUUUGAAUACUUUUCUUGAAAGGUGUAGGCAGUUUGGUGCAAUUGCCAAGACAUGCCAGCACUUAUUUUUUCUUAUUAAAGUUGUACAUACAGAGGCUAAAGAAGAUGGUAUUCCCAUUUCAAUUACAUUAUGUAUACGAGCACUUCAGAUUACAUCAACUGAAAUUGAGGCAACCAAGUCUUCUGUCUGCAAAACAAUAGCAUGCCUCUUACCAGAUGAUUUGGAGGUGAAGCGGGCCUGCCAACUCACAGAAUUCUUAUUUGAACCAACAUAUGAAGGCUUAAAUAUAUUAGAAGAGCUGUUUCUUCAGCCUGAUCAAAAGCAUGUUGAAGAAUCAAGUGUUAUUUCAAACUCCCUCCGCUGUGAACUCUUGCUUGCACUGAAAAGUCAUUGGUCGUUUGAUCCUGAAUUCUGGGCCUGGAAAACAUUGAAAAGACAUUGUCUUAAACUUCUUGGUAAAGAGGUUUCAGAUUCUGAUGACAGCUAUGGAGACCCCUCUGUGAGUGAGCCGGAUAUUUUAAAUAUGUCGGGUGGCUAUGAUACACUGUCUGAACAUAAAGAAGAACCACAAGACAAUGCUUCAAUUGAAACAGAAAGUGUUAAAGUGAAAAAGCCUAUCGGCUCAUCUGAAAGAUAUAAACGAUGGCUGCAGUAUAAAUUUUUAUGUCGUAUCUGUAAUAGAGAAGUAAUUGAGGCACGGAUUCUUCACCAUGCUAGAAUGCACAUUGAAGAUGAUGUUUACACAUGUCCUGUGUGUGUGAAAAAAUUCAAAAAGAAGGAAGUGUUUGUUCCUCAUGUAAUGGAGCACAUGAAAAUGCCCAUGCGGCAUCGCACUAAAAAGAAAACUGAUAACUUUGAACUUAAGGAAGAAGUUGACUAUGAAGGUGAGAGAGACUCAUUUGGUUACAUCUCUUUUAGGACAAUAAGAGACAAAAAUUUGCAAGACAGAGAUGUCUAUCCAUGUCCUGGAACUGGAUGCUCCAGAGUUUUCAAGCAGUUUAAGUAUUUAAGCAUACAUUUGAAAGCAGAGCACCAAAACAAUGAUGAAAAUGCAAAGCAUUAUUUGGACUUGAAAAAUCUGAGAGAGAAAUGUGCUUUUUGUCGGAGGCAUUUUAUCUCAAAUUUUCACUUGCGGCAACACACAAACCUUCACCUAGGACCUCUGCCAUUUAUGUGUGUGUCUAUAGACUGCAAUGAAAGAUUUAAAACUAUUAAUGAACUUCUUCACCACAAACAAACCCACAUAGACCCCCAGUAUAAGUGUGAGCUAGAAGGAUGCCACCUAGUGUUUGGUGACUUAGGCCUGCUUUACCAUCACGAAGCGCAACAUUUUCGAGAUGCUGCAUACACAUGCACUUUUCCACGCUGCAAAAAGUUUUAUUAUUGCAGAUCUGAAUUCCAGGAACACAUUGCUACACAUGUAGCUUGCUCUGGUGAUGGCCUUGAAGAUAGAAUUGAUUUAUAUAAAGAUCUAAGAAAAGAGCAAAAAAGACCAUUUACUUCCAAUUGCAAUUAUGUACAAUUUGCUGAAGACAAAAUUUUAGCAUCUGGUACAAGAGCGCACUUGCUACCUGAAGUGCUUGAGGAAAGAAACGUAAAAUAUUCAAGUAAUGCAGAAAUAUGUGUAUAUCAUGGAUUGAGCUCAGACUGCACUUGUAAACAGGAGAAUAAUGGAAAAGUCAGUGGUGAGAGUCUUGAUAAGCCCAUGGUUAAGUACAUGAGUGACUCGGAUAAUCUGCUUAACCUUUUAACUAGCAGUGAAAGCCAAUACAAUACAGAUGUUAAAGAGGAGCAAGAUAAAACUAAAGUUGUUUCUGAAACCUUAGAUGACCUUACAAAUCCAGAGACCCAUAUCAAACAUGAGCAUGAAGAAAUUCCUUCAUCAGAUAGCUGUCAAAGUUCUGCUUUUUCCGAGGACACUUUGUUUGAGCUGCUGACUAGUUUGAAACAACUAAAUUUACAAACCCCAAAUACCCCCAUAUCAAGCACUUCUCAAGGCCAUGAGUCUGUAGCCAGCUGUUCGAACAAUUUUGCUGAGACUCAAGAAGGCAACAACAUGAAGAAAGAGAAGGGAUUCAGCCAGUAUUUAUCUCGCUUGGCAGCCAAACCGUUUGCAUGUGAGCUUCUGGGAUGCAGAUCUGCUUUUGUUACAAAAGAUGCUCUUUUAUUACAUUAUUGUAAAAAACAUCAAUAUACAAAGGAGAAUGCUAUGAAAUUGAGCAUGUUCCAAAAGAAAUAUGCUCCUUUUGAGUGCCAUAUCUGCCAAAGACACUUUUCAAGAAGAAAUCUGCUUCGAGUUCACUAUAUGAAGGAGCAUCAACUAAGCAAAGAAAAAACAAGGUCAUGUAGCGGAAAACGUGAUAACAAGAAACUUAAAAGCCGCACUAUAAGUCAACGGCGAGCACUGUGCUGGCGAAAAUUUAAUUUAAAUGAAAUGAACAGUAGUCUUAAGAGAACAUCUUCACCCCAGGACGAUAUUAAUUCUGAGACUUGUGGGGAUUCGUUGUCUGAUGAAACCGAUGCUAGUAAUAUGAUUGAUGCACCAAGAGAUGAUGACUUUACACUAGAUGAAGGAAGAGGUAGCAGGCGAGUGGUAGCUCAAGGGAAGUUAUGCUACAUUUUAAAUAAAUAUCACAAACCUUUUCACUGCAUUCAUAAGUCAUGCAAUGCUUCUUUUACCAGCCAGCGGGGCUUAGUCCGCCAUUAUCAGCUUGUACAUCAGUAUAACAAAGAGUCUUUAUGUAUGGAAAAAGUUAAAGAGCAUAAGAGAGAGUUUGGUAAAUUUAGAAAGAUAUUUACUUGUAAAUAUAAAGAGUGUAGAAAAAGUUUUAUCUGUGGAAGAGCCCUGGCUAAACAUUACAAAGAAUUUCAUGAACAGAGUGAUAGUGAUGAUGAGGAACCUAAUGACUUGGAGACUGAAAACCACUUAAAAACAGACUCAGAAGAUGAGGAAAGUGACGAAACUGAAAGUGAUCAAUCUGAGAUUUACUGUGAGGAAGAAGGCUGCACUUCUGUGUUUUCCAAUCAUGCCAAUUACAUCCGACAUAUAAUGUCCCGCCACAGAAAGUACAACCUUUAUGAGGGCAGGAGAAAGCGAAAAAAAAAGGAGGAGGAUUUAGAUGAAAACUAUAUUGAACCGAAACGUUGCCCUCGUUUGAUUUACAAAAAGAAGGUGAAGAGUAAGGAUCGGGGGACAAAAAAGGAAGAGGUUGAAUACAAGUCCAGAGAGGAAGCACUGCAAAUGUGCGCCCAAAAUAUUGACUAUACACAGUUUCCAUGUAUGAUUCAUGGCUGCUCAUCAGUUGUAAAACUAGAAAGUAGUAUCAUACGACAUUACAAACUCACACAUACUGUGAGUGCUGACUACGUAAACGAUCAUUUGACAGAGUUGGUAUAUUGUGUUAAGAAUUUUCCAAAGGGGAAAGAGCAGUCCCUUUCAGAAGACGAACACACUCCUAGACUGAGUUUGCGUAGUGAUAAUAACCGCACUGCCAAUGGAAGGCAUGAGUCUUUGAGGAACUCAAAUGGUGAUCUAAGAAGAAAUGGUCCUGUGGAAAUAUCAAACUUUAAAGAUUCUGACAUAAGACCUUUCCGCAAAUCUGAAGACAGACUUGACAAUUCUAAUGAAAAAGAAAAUGUCUCUUGUACAGGUUUCCAGGCCGGAUGCAAAAUGGAAAACAGAAUAGGUUCUCAGCGGCAGUCUGUCGGGUCUGCUACACUCUGUUCUCAAAAAGACGAUAGGCAAGAGCAAAUACAGUUAGCAAUUGGACUUAACAAUUUUAAGCCAAUGGGGUUUGAGUCAUCUUUCCUAAAGUUCCUGCAGGAGAGCAGAGACACAGAUGAUGAAUUUGAAGAACUUGAGUGGAAUUACCAACAAAAGCGCACAUUACAAAAUUCUUUGAAAAAGCGACCCUGUAAAGAUCGAAUUGACCAACAAAUAAGUUUGUCUCUGGGCAAAAGUGCAGCAUCUGAACUCACUUUACAAAAUUUAAGGACAAUGUUGGACAAAGCGUUGUCAGACUGUGGUGACUUAGCUUUAAAACAACUGCACCAGCUUUAUCAAAGGCCUGUUGUUGUUUUGGAGCGCUCUGACUUUACAUCACCUCUAAUAGAUCUGUUUUCUAAUAAAAAAAACGAUAACCUGUGUGUGGGGAUUUCAUGAUCCACCCCCCACACCCCCUUCCAUAAAAUAUUGCCAGUGUUAUUUUAAGGGAACCUUUCUGAGUGACACAGAAGGAUUGUUAAUAAGAGUUGUACCAUAUAGACAUUUGUGCAAUUAGAUGUAAUAUUUCAUGAAUGUAUUUAUGUGUUCACAAUCUUUGGUUGAUCUUCCCAGCAGUUUAACGUAUUUGGUGCUAGGGCAUCAAUAUAAUGGGGCUUCCUUUGACAAUAAAUGUGCAUGGUUAUCUGGGAGUUUUUGGGUGUUAUAAAAUUUCAUACUUGAAUGAAUUUGCACUUAAAAUGUGCCCUGUGUAAUAUAUUGUACACUACGACCUCUUAUAUUUUUUGAGUUCUGUUUCAAUAAAUGACAAUUUCACCUGUUUUGAUGGAGCAUUCCAACUUUUUAAAAUCUAUUUUUUUACUAUAACAUAAGGCUUUAAAUUUUUUUUUUGUUUUUAUUUGUUGCUGAAGUCAUUUUCCUUUCUUAACUUUAAAUGCUUUAGAAAGGUAUGGGUUUUCUGCACUGAGUGUAGGCUUAGAAAGAAUUUUUUUUUUAUUUUUGUAUUCUGUUUAAAUAGAACAUGCAUUGGUUUGACUGAUAUUUCUUUAAUGCACUGCCGACAUUAAUAAAUAUUUUGUUUUCCCUGUUACUUUGAGUUUUAAAAUGUGAAACUUUUUUUUUUUUUUUUUUUGGAGGGGGGCUGUAUUUUUACAGUAUGGGAAUGUAUAAUUAUUAAAUUAAGUAGAAAAUGUGAUCUAUUUCUGUAUGUAUAGGCCUGUUUCUUUUCAUACAGAGUUUGCCUAAAGUUUAGGACUCUUCAAGGUACUAAUAAAAUACAUGAAAUCAAUUGUAGGUUUACUUGUGGGUUACAGAACUGUCUUGUACUGCAUUUAACUUUCACUGGUACAAAUAAUAAUAUUGUGUUUCUGCACUUUUUUCCUGUACUUUAUGGUUUGUCUGUACAGGAAAUUUGACUCCUAAAUGCCAGAAGAUUACUGUGAAAUGUUAAAGCAUAAUUUGCACUAGUUUGUUGAAGUAUCUCCCACUGUCUGAGAGCAGGGUUAAACAUUUGAGACACAUCUGACUUUUUUUUUUUUUUGUCUAUUUAUUUCAGACACUUAUGGUUAAAAUCGCAUUAUCCUUCUCAAAAGCUCCUCCACUGGUAAACCUAAUGUAACAAAAAAUUUUUUUCUAAUACAAUUGCUAAAACCUCCAGCCUACACAUGAAAACUGCAACCAAUUUGUCACAUGUGCACCCGGCUUUAUUAUCCUCUCCUUAACCCAUUAAGGACCAAGGACGUACUGGUACGUCCUUGGUCCUGCUCCCGUGAUAUAACGCGGGGUUACACGGUAACCCCGCAUCAUAUCACGGCGGGCCCGGCGUCAUAGUGAAG